This is a messenger RNA of Diachasma alloeum, 1666 nucleotides long. RefSeq names its product protoporphyrinogen oxidase (gene Ppox). Bases 77 to 1504 code for a protein of 475 amino acids. Gene Ontology annotation, cellular component: mitochondrial inner membrane. Gene Ontology annotation, molecular function: protoporphyrinogen oxidase activity, oxygen as acceptor. Gene Ontology annotation, biological process: heme biosynthetic process. Lineage: Eukaryota; Metazoa; Arthropoda; Insecta; Hymenoptera; Braconidae. The record is from RefSeq and is a predicted model, not a curated record. The transcript is spliced from 3 exons.
UACGAGAGCUGGGGAUUUUGCCGGCUCAUCAUGAAGAGGUCUUCAAACCCGAAAUAAGUACAAAUAAACAUAAAGAAUGACUGCAAUUCUCGGUGGAGGUAUCGCCGGUCUCUCCGCAGCCUUCUACGCCCUGGAGAACCCAAAAAUCGGGCCUUUAAUUCUCUUUGAGGCGUCAGAUCGCCUGGGGGGAUGGAUAAAAACCGAAAAAUCAAAGUCUAGUGCUCUUUUCGAGAAAGGCCCGAGAACAUUGAGAAUCGCAGGUCUGUCCGGAAAAAACGCACUCCAAAUGAUUGACAACCUCGAUCUGACCAACAAGAUCAUCCCCAUUCCGUCGACGCAUGUAUCAGCUAGGAGUCGAUUGAUUUAUGCCGACAAAAAAUUGCACACCCUACCGAACUCCAUGGCGAGUCUAUUCAAAUUCAAUUCCCUAGUCGAUCGACCGCUCUUCACCGUUAUGUUUAAUGAUCUGAUAGCAAAAAAGGGAGAGAACAGGGAUGAGAGCAUAUACAGCUUCGUGGAGAGGAGAUUUGGGAGAGACAUCGCUGAUUACUUAAUUAGUCCCAUGAUAUGUGGCAUUUGUGCUGGGGAUGCUAAGAAAAUCAGCGUAAAUUUUUUGAUGAAAACUCCCGCAGAGUUUGAACAAAAGCACAGAUCGAUAGGUCUGGGAUUGAUAAAGGAAGGAUUGCAGAACAUUUUCAAUUCAAAACGAAAUGCAGAACAGGAAAAAAAGGAGGAAGAGAGUAGUGAGGGCUCAGCAGCGCGAGCUACGAAGGAGAAGUGGGCAAUCUGGAGCCUCCAAGGGGGUCUCCAGCAGAUUCCGGAGGCACUGGAGAAAAAAUUAACAUCGAAAAACGUGAAAAUUCGGGCGAAAACUGAAGUUAGAAACGUUACAUUUAAACCGGACUGUGUAGAGUUGGAAGUGGAUGGCGGGGUUCAGAAGUAUGAGAGGGUGAUAGCCAGUUUAUCAGCUGAAAGACUGGGGAGGAUUUUGGAGAGACAGCAUCCCCAGCUGGCGAGAGAGCUGGAGGCUAUUCCCGCCGUCACUGUCGCUGUAAUAAAUUUUGAAUUUCCAGGGAAAGUUCUGCCGAUGGAGGCCUUUGGAUUUCUAGUGCCUCCCAAGGAGAAAAUUCCCAUUCUAGGGGUGAUUUUUGAUUCUUGUGUGUUUCCACAGAAAGCGUCGACGGUACUGACAGUAAUGAUGGGCGGUGCAUGGUUCGACGAAUAUUUCGGUGUUAAUUCAUCGCAAGCACACAUGGAGACUGUGGCACUAGAGCAAUUGAGAAGAAUUCUCGGCAUAAAGGUCGACCCCUCGGACAGUCACUUCCAAAUUCUUGAGAAUUGCAUUCCUCAGUAUAUCGUUGGCCACGAGGAGAGACUCAAGAGAAUACGCAAUUAUAUCACUGCUCAUAAAAUGCCUCUCAUACUCUGUGGCUCCUCUUAUCAAGGCGUUGGCCUUAACGACGUUAUUCUGUCAGCGAAACAGGCCGUUCAUGAUAUUUCGUGAGAAUUUUAUACAUUUUUAUUUUUUAACGAACAUAGAAUAGAUUUACUAAUGAGAUUUUUCAUAAUUUGUUGCAUUAACUUCAUGCCCUGGAGCCAUGCGAGUCUGUAGAUAAACAUGCAAAAAAAUACACAAAUAAGUGAAUAAAUAAAACAGUGAAGUAAA